Molecule: messenger RNA, 726 nt
Organism: Lottia gigantea (owl limpet)
Lineage: Eukaryota; Metazoa; Mollusca; Gastropoda; Lottiidae
Exons: 3
Source: RefSeq, a predicted model, not a curated record
AUGAAAGAUGUGGAUAUUGAAAUAUUUCACAAAGAUUAUACUAGAAAGAUACCUUCAGCAUUAGAUAAUGGUACUUUACAUAAAAUGUAUCGUUUUGGGAAGGUGAGUAAAUGUGAUAAUAUCAUGCUGUUCUGUAAGGUGAGUAAAUAUGAUAAUAUAUUGCUGUUGGGAAAGGUUAGUAAAUGUGAUAAUAUAUUGCUGUUGGGAAAGGUUAGUAAAUGUGAUAAUAUAUUGCUUGUGGGAAAGGUUAGUAAAUGUGAUAAUAUAUUGCUGUUGGGAAAGGUGAGUAAAUGUGAUAAUAUAUUGCUGUUGGGAAAGGUGAGUAAAUGUGAUAAUAUAUUGCUGUUGGGAAAGGUGAGUAAAUAUGAUAAUAUAUUGCUGUUGGGAAAGGUUAGUAAAUGUGAUAAUAUAUUGCUGUUGGGAAAGGUGAGUAAAUGUGAUAAUAUAUUGCUGUUGGGAAAGGUGAGUAAAUGUGAAAAUAUAUUGCUGUUGGGAAAGGUUAGUAAAUAUGAUAAUAUAUUGCUGUUGGGAAAGGUGAGUAAAUGUGAUAAUAUAUUGCUGUUGGGAAAGGAAAAGGUGAGUAAAUGUGAUAAUAUAUUGCUGUUGGGAAAGGUGAGUAAAUGUGAUAAUAUAUUGCUGUUGGGAAAGGAAAAGGUGAGUAAAUGUGAUAAUAUAUUGCUGUUGGGAAAGGUGAGUAAAUGUGAUAAUAUAUUGCUGUUGGGAAAG